AUGGAUGCGCCGUCUCCUUCAGCUACCAUCUUCGCCCUUACCCAGUUCCACACCAUCCUCGGCACCGUGCUCUUUAUCACCAGUACCAACAGUUUCAACAAUACUGAUUUGGCUCUAGCCAACACUCUGGCCUACAUCCACUUCUGGUGUGCCACUCUCGGGUUUCUCUGGUGGUACUACCACGCCGCUACCACCAACGAUCAGAACGAAGAACAGCAGAAGAACCCGACCGGCUAG
This is a messenger RNA of Dichotomopilus funicola, 237 nucleotides long. RefSeq lists its product as uncharacterized. Lineage: Eukaryota; Fungi; Ascomycota; Sordariomycetes; Sordariales; Chaetomiaceae. Bases 1 to 237 code for a protein of 78 amino acids. The transcript has a single exon. The record is from RefSeq and is a predicted model, not a curated record.